AUGGCCGAAGUCUACUUCUCCUUCUUCUCUCUAGUCCUCAUUUUCCCACUCUCCCUCUUAAUCCUCCUCUACUUCAUAGUCCGUCCCAAGCCCGCUCACGUCCCAAUCAAGAAUCGCCAUGUGUUCAUCACCGGCGGAUCCAGCGGCAUCGGGCUCGCCCUUGCCCACCUCUGCGCGCGCGGCGGCGCCGACGUUACACUCCUGGCCCGAAACGCCAGCAAGCUCGAAGAGGCCAAGCAAUCCAUCAAGCUCGCGACGGGGCGUGACGUCAGGGUCUUCAGCGUCGACGCCAGGGACUACGACGCCGUCAAGCGCGCGGUGGAGGAGGCCGGCCCGAUCGACGUGCUCGUGUGCAACCAUGGGGUUUACAUCCCGCAGGAAGUCGAGCAUCAAGAUAUGGAGGAGAUCAAGUUCAUGAUCGAUGUGAAUCUGACGGGAACAUUCCACCUGAUUAAGGCCGCCUUGCCCCGUAUGAAGCAGACUCGGGCCGAGCGUGGACCCGGUUCUAUUGCAAUCAUGUCUUCCCAGGCUGGUCAGGUUGGCAUUUACGGUUAUGCAGCUUAUUCAGCCAGUAAGUUUGGCCUCAGGGGUUUGGCAGAAGCACUUCAGCAUGAGGUUAUAACAGACAACAUUCAUGUGUCCCUCAUUUUCCCUCCAGACACUGAUACUCCCGGAUUUGCCGAAGAGUACAAAAGGAGACCUCAACUUACUAGCAUAAUAGCUGCUUCCUCUGCCGCUCAGAAAGCCGAUGAUGUUGCCCAAAAAGCUCUGGAUGGGAUUCAGUCCGCCUCGUUUAACGUUAACUGCAAUCUAUUGGGCAUUAUGCUUUCUGGUGCAACUGCUGGGCUGUCCCCACAGAGAUCGUAUCUGAUGGCAUUCUUGGAGGUUAUGACUGCUGGUUUAAUGCGCGUUGUUGCUCUGUUUCUGCAGUGGAGUUGGUUUGCAGAGAUCGAGAAGUUUCACGCCAAGAAAUAG
Molecule: messenger RNA, 975 nt
Organism: Striga hermonthica
Lineage: Eukaryota; Viridiplantae; Streptophyta; Magnoliopsida; Lamiales; Orobanchaceae
Source: the annotation of a GenBank genome assembly